AACAAGCCCCGCUUGUCAGCGUACUAGGUGAGAUACCGUGGGCCACGGCAGUAACACGCACCCCGUUAGGCGUAUGGCAGAAAUUGACCGUCUUAUCUCCUUAUCAGUGCCCGUGUGUCCUAGAUUUGUGCACCGUUCCAUCAUUUCGACCCUCAUCUUGGCUGCAGAUGGUUUCGGGUUGUGGACGGAUCACGGGUGCGCUGCAUAACCCAGACGACACUGUACCUACCAGUCCAGUGCAUCAGUGGACCAAAGCGGAAAGCGUCGGAAGGGAAGGGAAGGCAGGAAAAAGAAAACAACCACCGCUCACGCAUCGCAUGCGGCGUAUAAGAAGAGGUACACACGAGUGUAUGUGUGUGUGUAGGUUCGCGUGGCUCAGUUGUGUGUGCGCUGCAGUUUGUCUCUAUCGGUAGAGUGCAGGUAAAGCUUGUAGCGAACGAAAGAAAGAGACAGCAAAGCAGCGGCAUCAGAAGAACAGGCCAUAAGCUCCAUCCUGUUCGCACUUGGACUCGCAAGGAGAAAGUGAGAAAGAGAGAGCGCGCGCACACCGAAGGAGAGAGCAUCACUUAUAUCACGUCGCUCGUUCGCUCACUCACUCACUCACCCGUCCAUCAACCGAUAUACGCACCAUCGUAAGAGCCGUCCGUACACGGAGAGGACGCACAGAGCGCAAACACAGCUCAGCGCCGAGCAGCUAGUUGGUAGUCCCAGCAUACGUACACACGGUCCGUUGCCGCGUGUGUGAGAGGAAAUCCGUGUGGCGAAAAGGAACAAAAAGAAAAGCAAGUGUGCAGUGUGUGCGACCACCAUUAUCACCAAUCAAACGUUUAUCAAUAAUUUCAACUGAAGUCCGUAUUCCACGUCGUACGGCUACGACGCAUCGUCUAUUGCAAGAUUUACUCCAUUACACAUUCGACGCGGCGAAAGAAAGUGCGACGGUUUUUCCUCGGUUUGUUGUGUCUGUGUGUUUGUGUGUGUGCGCGCCAGUGUCGGUGUGUGUUUGUUGCGCAGUGUGGAAAGCUAGCGAGAACGGGACCGUCUUGAGAUUGGCCGGAGGUGGCCGCUAGACUCGGCACAUCGGGAACAACGGACGCCGGAUCCACGGGGGUCAAGCUUGGCAAACGACACACGAUGGCUUGACAACACCGGCCACCGACAAGGAUAUCCGGGGGCAUCUUGCUACACUGCGAAGGAAAACCACGCCACGCAGCCGUUGUAGCAAAAGCCGUACACAAAACAUAACAUCAGCAACAAAAAAAUUAAGCCGUGCCGGCACAAGAAAAUAGUGCAAGGUGCCUACCUGACGAGCGGCAUUUCAGUCAGACGCUCACACAUUCACUCACAUAGACACGGGUCCAUGUGGCCCAGUGGAGGCGGUGGUGGCAACGGCGAGCAGUAGAGUGCCAACCAAAGGUUAAUGCGCAAACAGGCGCGGGCGCACAAGCGAGCAGCAGGCAAGAGUGUGGUGGAGUCGUGAAUGCAGCAGUAGCAAUAAAACUCCGAUGUCGUAGAGUGCAGGAGCUUAUAUCGCGAAAAGCGCUCUCUAGGCAAGCAUCUGGUGGAAGGUGCCGUUGAAACACGCAGCGGCUAGAGCGGUCCAAGUAAGAGAGCACAUACAUAAAAACGGCAGUGCACAUGCAGCAGCCACAUCGGUCACAGCAGCAGCAGCAGCAGCAGCAGCAGCAGUCGUCGUCGUCGCUCGGUUCAGUGUGGUUGCUACGAUGCGAAAGCUAAGCCUGAGUACGGGCGCAGGUAUGUCACGACAAUCGAAAAGUGCGCCUCAGGCAAAGAAGGUGAUGCCACCGGCCGUCCCCGACAUGUACGGUAAGAUCGGGAUGAGCAACGGUGGUGUUGGUGGUGGUGGCGGUGGUGGUCCACCAACGGCAGUGAUCUAUGACACGGGUGAUGGUGCUGGCCGGAAUGGUGGAACGGCGGUGGUAGCUGGUACGGUCAUUCUGGAGCAUCAUCAGCAUCAUCACCAGCCGACGAUGGAAAUAUCUGGACCGGCCACAAACCAGACCGGCAGUUCAGUGGCGAGUGUGGUGGUGAGUGGAACUGGUGCAAGUGGUGGAGUAGGAGUUGGGCAGGCGGUAGUAACAGCAGCUGCACCGUCCAGCUUGAUGCUACGUUGCGGCCCGGACGGUAUCGUAGACUAUGGUUUAGACGAUCAAGGUAUCGAUUUGACGCAAUCGCCCGGAAGGGACAGUCCGGUAUCGUUGUCCGGGUCGGCCGGUUCCGGUUCGCGCCACUCGACGGCCAGCCUUGAUUCGGGGCGUGCCUCUUCCUAUCUUACUGGCGCUUCCAACUCGUCCAAUCGCAGCGUGAGUGGUGUGGGAAGUUAUGGUGUCCUUUCAUCUCCCCGCUGUUCCGUUAGUUCUUGCUCGAUCGGUUCCGGAAGCGGAGGUGGUCCUUCCGCGGCAGGUGGCAGUGGUGGAUGUAGCCAUCGGCUGAGCAACCAUUCAUCUAACGGUAGCCGAACCGAUCACGACGUCAUCUCCGAGUGGCUGAUGGAAAUUCACUUUCACGAGUACACCUACCUAUUUCUCGAUGCCGGCUACGAUCUGCCGACGAUCGCGCGUAUGACACCCGAAGAUUUGACCGCGAUUGGCAUCCGCAAGCCGAACCAUCGCGAACGGCUGAAGCGCCACAUCGACGCACUGAAACUUCCGGACGCGCUGCCCGGUUACGUGCCCGGCUCGAUCGACGAAUGGUUGCGGUUGCUCCGGCUGGAAGAGUACGUACAGCCGCUGUUAGCCCAAGGCUACCAAACCGUGCACGACGUGACGCAGCUCACGUGGGAAGAUCUGGAAGACAUCGGCAUCGUGAAGCUGGGUCAUCAGAAAAAGAUUCUGCUCGCCAUCAAGCGCGUGAAGGACAUCAUCAGCGGCAAGAUGAUGGGUCUUACGGCACCGUACGGACUGUCGCCAACGAUUGCACCACGGUCGCCGGCAGCCGGACACGUACGGGCCACCCAUUACGACGAUCUGAGCAUCGGACUGCGGUCGUCCGAUUCCGCGAAACAACACCAACACAAUCUGGCGGUGGCCGGCUCGUACAGUACCUUUCUGCGGCAGCAAUCGGCACCACAGGCUCCACCACCACCAUCGGCACUAAUGAGCGGGGCCGGCGGAAGUGCUCACGUGAACGCGCACCACAACCACCACCAGAUGAUAACGUACCCGCACGUACACUUUGACGGUACGCAAGCGAUUUAUCGACGCAGCUCGUACGACGACAGUGACAUAACACCGACGAACGAGAAGUCUUCCGCGCUGCUCGCACUGUCGGAGGAUCACCAUCACCAUCAUCACUUCAUUGGACCGCAGCAAGGUUGGAUGAUACAUCCGCAAACGCAACAGCAGCAACAGUUUGUCCCGCAACAGCAGCAGCUCGUUCCGCACGCACAGUCCCCAUACUUCCAGGGCGGUGGUACACUCCCGCGGCAGCAUCAGCGCAACGGCUAUGGCGUCCGGUUGGCACUGCUCGGUGGUCCGCCGACGACCACCUCCACAGGUAUACGCCCAAUUGCCAAGAUAGUGGCCAACAACCUGAAGCUUCCAGCGCCCGCCCUAGUGGACGGUGGUGCGACGGGUAGUGGUGGUGGUGGUGGAGGGCUGGAAGCGGGAGAUGCAUCAGACUCGGCCACCUAUCCGGUGCCGAUGCCGAUGCCCCCACUGCUCGGACAGAUCGAGAACGUCGAGAUGGCUACGGCAGCCCUGGACGCGAUGCAUUUUUCCAACUACACCAGCUCGCCUUACGCCGUCCAGCAUCAUCACAUGCACCAUCACACGCUGACGCUUGUGUCGAAGGAGCCGUCCGGUACGCCGGGUGCUACGAUUGCAGCUAAUCCAUCCGUACCUACGAUCGGCCCACCACAACCGCCGCAGCAGCAACAACCACAGCCACCCAUCUAUCACAACACGCAUCAGUCGAUGCUGCUGCAGUCGCACUCUCAGCAGCAGCUACUCCAUCAUCACACGACGCCCUCGUCCUCGACCCAAUCGACUCCAUCGCCACCAACCCUAGGGCAACCACCGGUUGCACCGCAUCUUUCACACGCAUACGGUGGUGUGUACGCGGGCCAAACGCUGCAGACAACUGUCGAGGUGCAUAAGGUGUGCGGUGGCAGUCAGCACGAUAACAAAUCCAACUCGAGCCUCGAAUCGAUCGAUCAGAUACCGUUUGCGAACGAGAAUGCGGGCACUAUCAAGCAGCGGUCCUCGCUGAACCGGAUGGAACACCACUAUCUGCCAGGUCCACCCACGCAACAGCAUCCGCUACUGCUGCCGACCCUUUCCUCCUCCUCUUCCUCCUCUUCUUCCUCGCUGACAGGUUCGAUCACGACGACGCUGGCCACGGGCUGCAUACAGCAGCUGUCACCGUCGACAACACAGCCACAGGUGCAGGCAACCGCCGGUGGUGGUUCUAGCAAUUCCGCUACGACGCCUGCACCAGCAGCAACCGGAGCAGUAGCACCAGCCGCAGCACCACCGGCUGCAUCAGCAACCGUUGUUGCGACAACAGACGAAUCGGCAGCUGUGCCAACGGCGGCAGCCUCGCAGGACAUUUUCGGCACCAACGUGCUGAACGAUAUCGGGAGCAUGCUAGCGAACCUAACCGACGAGCUCGACGCCAUGCUGGAGGAGGAAAAGUGUGCUGGCAUCAGUGAUAAUGAGUAGAGCAGGUUUGAUUUUUAUGUGGUUCCUCCUCGUACCGAUGAGUGUGUGUUGCGUGUGUGAUAAAUGCGAUUAAGCAGGAAAGGUGACAAAACGUCCGGUACGUGUGAUAGAGAGACAGAUUUAUAAUUGUGUCACCAUGAAUUUUGGGAUUUAGAAAAACAUUAAUGGAAUUUUUGCUUUUUUAUUCCUUUUUUUUUUUGUCCUUAAUAUUCCCUUUUUUCGAUCCCACUAUGUGCUGACUUGUUUGUAAACACAAUCGGGACUGUGGGAAAAAAGAAUUCUUUCUGGUGCAAAAAUUUCAUUUACGCGCACAUUGAACUCUGUGGCAAAUGAACUGACGGUAUGAAAAUGAAUGAAUGAAAGCGGAAGGUAGCAAUAGGAAGGAUUUUAGCAUAGUUUAGCGCACGCAUUUACGUGUAUGUGAAGUUUUUUUUAGUAUGAUUUUUACGCUAUAAUGAAUUAAUAUUUCCGAAUGAAAUAACACUGGGUGAGAAUAAGCAUUUUUUUGGAUAUUAUACGUUCGAAUAGGUUGCUUUAUGAAUAUUCUUUUUUUUUCUUUUCUUUGGUAAUGCGCACGCACGAUGCGAUAACAGGUGUAGAUGAUUUUAGAUCGAGAAAUACUAAUAUCUAUAAAUGAAAAGCAUGCGUGUUUGUGUGCCCAAAAUUCCGUUUCUAGAUCUAGAACAAGUAGCAAACCAGGUUGAGGUCAUGGAAAGGAAAAACUGUACUAGUAUUGCCAAUAUGUGCAUGCAACCGAACCAGCAUUCCCAUCCGUGGUAGAUAGUAAUGCGAUUUCUUUUCAAUUUGUGCAGAAGUUUAGAUAAGAUAACAGCAAACACGUUAGGGCAUACGAGUGCAACCUGUGUGUGUGUGUUUUUUUCCAACAUUUUUUCUUAUGUUGGUUGGAGAUUAUUCUGCAUAUAGGACGCGAGCUCGUACGCACACGCAACAAAAAAAGGAUCUUUUUUUUCUACCGUUUUUCGAGAAUGUGGAAUAAAGCACGCUAAAGGACUUAAAAUGAUGUGUUGAUAGGAUGUAAACCAGGAGGCAAUAUUAAUUUUGAUUUCAAUUAAUUUACAGAGUUGAAAGCAAAACUGCUUACGAGGAGACAUGCGAAGAAAGCGAGCCAGAGAAAUAGAGAGAAAGAGAGACUAAAGCAUACGGUUGGCAGAAAGCGAAAACAAACCCAUAUCUGUUAGGCAGAAGAGAGAGGACAUACCCGGGUCGGGUCCGUCGAAACAUUCAUUUAUUUACUAUAUUAAUUUUAAGGAUUGUGUGUGCGCGCGGAUCGGUGCGUGUGCCCCAGUCUAAGAAGUUUCUCUUCUCCGGGCUAGAGUUGUUACAAUGUUACUCAUGAAUGUUUACAUCUCCUUCGUGUAUUUUAAUUAUCUCAUGCUCGUUUUAGGUGCGCACUAUGGGCUAAAGCAACACACGUACUUCUCUACGUACUGGAAAAUGAAACGAAACGUUAAAAAAAAACAAAUAAGCUAUCUAAUAAUAUGAUUGGUUCAUUUUGCUUGAUUUAGAACGCAAGCAAGCAGCUUAUAGGGAAAGUGGCAGCUCGAAUUGUUAGUUCCCGACGAUAUCCCCCUUUUUUAUACACAUACCACAUACCACACCUAAACACAUACCUUUAGAAAGCAUAUACGAGAUAUAGAAAAGAAACAUUUGGUUUUCCCCGUUUUCCUAAUCCGGAACCCGGAUAAUUCGGGUCCCUAGCUCCUGGGUCAACGCCGUUCGUUUAUAAUAAAUUCUUUCCUCUUAUGAGCGCUGAAGGGAACAUAAGUAGUAGGUGUAGCUAUAUUAGUAAUUGUAGUCUUUAUGAAGUGGAAAGCAGAAGGAAGUAAAGGAACCUCAUUUUCGGAUUCGGAUGAAUACUACAACAGUAAGGGAUGUAUUAACUAGGCGUUGUAGAGACACGUAUGCAGACACGGAGGAAUAUGGUGGUGUGUAACGAUGUCCUCCACGCAAAGAAAAACAAUCCCUGAUUGUUUGCUGUGAAAGAGCUUUUUUCAUGGCCAAUCGUGUGUUUAUUACGGAGGAUCGCGGUGAUAACGCAAACUUAAGAGUAGGUGUGUAGAGAUUCUUGAAGAUUCCAAUUUUCCGUUAUUACUAACCGCCGGCGUUCCCGUUUAAUGUUAGUUUAGUUCAAUUCUUUUUUCGUAAAACCUUUUAUUCCAUUUCCGCCCAACUCAACUGCUUUCUGGCACAAACAACCUCAGGAGGUAUACAACUUCAAUUCUUAUCUUUUUGAUUUAAAAUUCGUGUAGCUGGGAGAGUUUCCCCAACAACAGUGAGACGAUCGAGCAAUCUGCACAUAAAUCCUUCAAACCUUGUAAACCUGUAGCGUAAUCAUUCAUCCAUAUCUCCUCCCUCUCUCUCUCUCUCUCUCUCUCUCUCUCUCUCUCUCUCUCUUUCUCUCUCUCUUUCCCCGUCGCUUCCCUUUCUUCUCAUCGAUAAAGGAUAAACAAUAAUGAUAAUAAACCAGGGACAGAGCAAGCUGAAAAUGCUGCUUACUAAUGUAUCCAUUCCUAUAGGCACGUGGUAGUAGAUAAAAUAAAAUCGUAACCCAGUCCAAGGUCAGGUGUGCGUUGUUAUGCCAUCCCCCGUUAGUAGACGCAGCAGCAGUAGAAGCAUUUUCGCAUCUUCUACAAGUUUUGUGUACGUGUGUACGUGUGUGUAUGUGUAUUGUACUGUGGUGUCCUCUCCAACAAAAUUACAGAUCUCGUUGAUUUACAAAACAAAAACAAAAAUUUGGAGCAAAAGAAGGGAACGGUACGAAUAAUAUAGCAAAGAGAUAAUAUGCGGUAAUAGUAGAAAAAGAAAAAAGAAGCCUUUCACCGUUCCGGGAAAAACCCCGAAGAAAAUCUUAUAGAAAGUAAUACAAAACAAAAAAAAAACGAUAACACGUAAACAACAAUAAUUCUUCCGACAUAAGAAAAGAAAAACGGAAUCAACUGUGUCCUGUGCGUGUGCGUUCAGCAGUUCCCAGGAUCCAGCAUCCAGGGUUUCUCACAAAACUUCAUGUCGAAAAAGAGGGCACAGGAUGGCAGAACAGGAAUGUUAUAGUAGUAGAACUUUUAGAGGAUAUUACUCACGUAUUAAGUGACGCGGUACGAACGUUAGGCAAAAUAUACAAACAUCCCGCUCUCCCGAUACAAGGCAAUAGGAAUAACAUUGCGUUUGGUGUAAGGGAAUUCUAUUAUGCGGGUGCCGUAAACACCUCGAAAAACAGUGACAGGAGAUGAUAGUAAAACAUGCAAAUGCAAAUGCAAACUCAAUUAUUCCGUCGAUUUUUUUAAAACAAACAAUACAUACAUUCCUCCCGCAGCAUCAUCAUACACCAAACUCCCAUACAAGCGUAAUACACUCGAGGGUGAUAAAGAGACAUAAAGGGAAAGAGCGAUAAAGGGGGAGAGAUAUAUACAAUGUGUACUGUACAGGGAAUAUAGGGUACGCGAGCGUCCGGCAUCCUUUACUUUUGAUACGCAGAGGAUCAAAACGGCUCAGGCAACGUCCCUAGUUUUAAGUUUCUCGUCUCCCCAUUUCCAAUAGCUUCACAUGCGCAGUUUUUGUCAUAUUUAUUCAUCCACCUUCCUAGUAGGUUUUGUGUUCAAUGUUUAUAAUUUUAAAAGCAGCCAGAUGUUUUAAGGAAGGAGAGCCGAUAUGAAGAUAGUUUCAAUGUUUAAAUUUUACACGUUCCCCAGCAACUGAGGAGAGAUUUCACAUUAGACACGACGACGAGGACGGACUUCAAAAGCACGUCCCUAGCAAGAAGAUCUAUUUACUUUCCCCUUUACGUUUCAGUUUAGAUUUUUUUUACGCAACGAAGCAUAUUUUUAUGUUUGAUGUGUGUAACCGUAUGUGUGUGAGUGUGACAAACGCGGUCGGGGUUGAAUUAUCUGUUUUCGUACCUUGUAAUGUGUUCCUUCCAAUUAUUCGUUUGUGGCUCACAACGCAACAAACGCGUCCGAAGGGUUUAUUUCGCCGUAUCUUCAUAGGGUAUUAUUUUCAUUCCAUUGUGGCAAAACGUAACGAUUUAUGUUUAUUAAAUUUUGUUUUGUCUCCAUUCCUCAAAGAUUUGCCUUUCGCACGAGGCAAACCAAACACCCACAAGCUUAACGGCAAUGCAAAAGAUGAAAAUGAUAAUGAUAAACAUAAAAAAAGCGAAAAACAUCAAAAGCAGCUCUGCAACCACCGGCAUGGAUGGAAAAGCUUCCGUUCCAGGUGGAAAAGAAAUUUAUUUCAAAGUGAUGUUGAGUAACGGAUAUGCAGCUGAUGUAUAGGAAAUGGGAAAAAAUAAGCAUUUCUGCAACAUGAGUAAACAAAAAAAAAGCGAUUGGAAGGACGAUUUACACAUAACAAAAGGAGGGUGAAAGCGCGGCAUAUUCUUCAAUACAAGAAAUUUCUCACAUGAAGGAACAAAACGAAAAAAAAGAAUAGAGAAAAGGAAAACAGUAAUCAUAAACACAGGAAGGUACAUUAGGAAAACUUACAAAAGUGCGGGAAAAACAUGAAACGAAAUGAAGAGAAAAAAUCGAAACACGUAGCAGCAUACACAACGUAAGCAAAAGGAAUAUUGUAAUAUUAAAUACAUUUGAAAAGUAUAUAUGAUACAAUAAAAAAUGUAACAAAAAA
Messenger RNA from Anopheles stephensi (Asian malaria mosquito), 9317 nucleotides. RefSeq lists its product as uncharacterized. Gene Ontology annotation, cellular component: axon; focal adhesion. Gene Ontology annotation, molecular function: signaling adaptor activity; protein phosphatase binding. Gene Ontology annotation, biological process: axonogenesis; cell surface receptor protein tyrosine phosphatase signaling pathway. Bases 1722 to 4679 code for a protein of 985 amino acids. The transcript has 4 exons. The record is from RefSeq and is a predicted model, not a curated record. Lineage: Eukaryota; Metazoa; Arthropoda; Insecta; Diptera; Culicidae.